AUGCUGAAGUUGUUCGUGUUCCUGACUCUUGCCGCUGUGGCUCUCAGCGAGGUCCUUCCUGGUCCUCAUGACUUCGUGAACGCCAUCCACGAUCUCGAGGCUGGCAGAUUCACUGAGUACACUGAGAACUUCGUUGUCGGUGGCAGCACUGCUUCCGUCGGACAGUUCCCGUACCAGGCUUCUCUCAGGAGCUCUGGCAACGCUCACUUCUGCGGUGGUAUCCUGGUCAACAGCCGCUGGAUUGUGUCUGCUGCUCACUGCACUAUUGGACGUUCUCUGGCUAACACUAUCACUAUUCUCGGAGCUCACUCCAGAACCACUGGUGGAACCCGCUUCAACUCUGCCCGCAUCGUGAACCACCCAAGCUACAACUCCAACACUCUGGCUAACGAUGUCUCUGUCGUCCAGACCACCGCUGGUAUUGGCUUCGGCAACACCAUCCGUCCCAUCACUCUGGGAUCCGCUACCGUUGGUGGUGGAGUUAAUGCUGUUCUUUCCGGAUGGGGUCUGACCUCCAGCCCUGGAAGCUUGGCCGCUAACCUGCAGUUCUUGACUAAGGCGACACUCACCAACGCUAACUGCCAGAACCGCGUCGGUGGCAACGGAAACAUGGUCUUCGCCCACAAGAUCUGCGCUGGUGGACAAGUCGGACGUGGUGCCUGCUCUGGAGACUCUGGUGGCCCACUCGCUGUCGGCAACACUGUUAUCGGUAUUGUGUCCUGGGGAAUUCCUUGCGCUCGUGGCUUCGCUGAUGUCUACGAUCGUGUCUCCAGCCACAGGAACUGGAUCCUUGGACACACUGGUGCCCAGUAAAAACACAUUUGACUUAUUCUCC
This is a messenger RNA of Phlebotomus argentipes, 835 nucleotides long. RefSeq names its product trypsin alpha-3-like. The coding region runs from base 1 to 813 and encodes 270 amino acids. The record is from RefSeq and is a predicted model, not a curated record. Gene Ontology annotation, molecular function: serine-type endopeptidase activity. Lineage: Eukaryota; Metazoa; Arthropoda; Insecta; Diptera; Psychodidae. Gene Ontology annotation, biological process: proteolysis. The transcript has 2 exons.